UUUGUUUCCGUCGGUACAGCUGUGCUGAGUACCGUUCAUCACCCCAGCCAUUGCUAUUUAUCAGUUCCAUAAUCUCUAAUUUAUCCUUCCACCUCAAUACAAACGAGUUCAAAAUGAGAUCUUUUUCGUUCAUGAUUUUGCUAGGAGCUGCCCUGGCCGUUCCAAUGACACAGAAAGACUAUACUUCAGGAGAGACAGCCAUGCCAAACGGACCGACAGGGACACUCAGCGAACAACAGAAUAGUGGAAGAAACAGCAGCAGUCAACAGGGAGGUAGUCAACAAGCUGGAAGCCAAGAAGGAAGUGGCCAACAGAGUGGCGCGAGUAACGCCACAUGUAACGCGGCUACCGCAGAGAAGGUUGGACAACUAUCAGGGGGAAUUCGCACAAACGUUGCUAUUCAAGACCAAGAGCUCAAGAGUAUCGCCGCUCUACAAACACUUCUGCUGUCCAAUGGAACCAAUACUGCUGUUCCAGGUGCGUCUCAAUACGAAGCUGAGCGUCAAGCACUGUUGGUUAUCCAACAGAUGGGCGUUGAAAUACGGACUCAGAACCAGAAGAUAGCUGCCGAAGUGGGAAGUGGAGCUUCUAAUGGGCUCAAAACCGUGGAAUUUGCGCAGCAGUCCGAGAUCAGCCAAGUCAAGUCGCUACAGGGUACUCAACAGGCGGAUUCAAAGACUCUUGCGCUACUAGUCAAGGAGGUUGUUGACGGUACAAAUCAAAACUGGGUCAAUCUUUUGGUCGCAGAGCAGCAAUGCAAACAAGUACAGGUUUGA
Molecule: messenger RNA, 776 nt
Organism: Periconia digitata
Lineage: Eukaryota; Fungi; Ascomycota; Dothideomycetes; Pleosporales; Periconiaceae
Source: the annotation of a GenBank genome assembly